UGGCUGCUUUACGUAAGCCACUCCCCUACGUCGACACGUAUUGUUGCUCGCCGAUAAUAAAAGAUGGCGACCGGACCCGCGUAAAUUGGAGAUCCCAUAGAGGCCAGAAUCCUGCCAUAUGUUGUCAGCGACAUACUGGGACAAAUAAACGUGUUGACAAAGGAGGCACCAUGGCUUUUGAGGAAAUCAAGAAUAAAGGAGGAAUGGAUGUGGGGAUGGACGGAGACAGAGGACUUGUAGCUGGUCGUAGCCAGAGAGAGAAGAGGAGGUCGUACAAGGAUCUGUUAAGGGAGGAAGAAGAGAUUGCUGCUCAGGUUCGAAAGUCUUCUAAGAAACGGCCCAAAGAUUCAGAACUGUUCAUGCUUGGAGGGGACUCGCACAAAAAGAAGAAGAAACAUAGUGAUGACUACUAUUACAGAGACCACGAUGGUUCAGGUCCUCCUCCCCACAAGAAAAAGCACAAGUCUGCAGACCGCUCCCCUCCUCUCUCGUCCCCCUCUUCCUCCCACCGGACAGACACAGCGAUGGGCCUCCUGCAAGCCAUCACCUCUCCACUGGCCACAGGUUCAGACCCCAGCCCCCACUUGCACAAGAAACCCUCCUACCCACCCUUCUCCUCACACUCUUCCAAGGACCGCAAACGUGAGAGCAGCAGCGGCGGUGGAAGCAAAGGGAGCCACUCCUUCUCUCACUCCCGCCCCGCGCCUUCAUCAUCAUCUUCCUCCAAGAAGCACUCCUCCUCUUCCUCUAAGUCGUCUCUAUUCCACGGCGGAGCUCCCAAAGAGGAACCCUUGACGUUACGUGAGGCUGACGGGCUGAAGAUGAAGCUCAUCAUGUCCCCAGAGAAAGAGGAAGGAGAGAGCUUCCCGUUCACGCCCCACUCAUCCAAAGGGGGUGGGAAGAAAGACAAGGACAGAGACAGAAUGCAGCACUCAAAGACGCCCAAGAAGAAAGUACAGCAGAGUCGAGAUCCACUCCCUGUGGUGGGGAAAGAGGUGGAGGUAGAAGGUCAUUAUGGAGGUGGCCUGGGAGAUGAUAGCUCUUCGUCUGGGGCCGAGCUGGAGGCUGGUGAGCUGGUUAUAGAUGAUUCAUACACACACCUAACAAAAAAGAAGAAGAAGAGCAAAAAAAGCAAGAAGAAGAAGGACAAAGAAAAAGACAGAGACAAGGAUAAAAGUGGGAAGGACAAGAAACACAGCAAAGGAUUUGGAGACUCAUCGAGGGGCCACAGCCACUCCCAUCCCACCGUCACUCACAGCGCUGUCGGCCCAAUGUAUGCCAUGGGCACGCCCGUCCCUCCACACCACCAUCAAGGCAAUGAUGGGAUAACAGAGAAGAAGAAGAAGAAAGAGGAGAAAGAUCGGGAAAAGCACGAGAAGGACAAAGAUAAGCCCAAGAAGAAGAACACAACAGCAUAUCAGGUGUUUUGUAAGGAGUACAGAGUGAACAUAAAUGCAGAACAGCCAGGACUAGUCUUUGGUGAGCUAAGCAAAAGAUUGGCGGAGGUAUGGAAGGCGAUGCCAGAGAAAGACAAAUUGGUUUGGAGGCAGAAAGCUCAGUACCUGCAGCACAAACAGAACAAAGCUGAGGCCACCACAGUCAAGCACAAGAGUGCCACUGAGGGGAAAAGCAAAGUCAUAGGAACGGGAACAGGGAUGGUGUCCCCGAACAGAGCACCCGGCGCUAUGUCCCUGUCCCCAGCACGGGUCCCAGAUGUUGAUCCCAUUGAUGCAGCCGCUCACCUGCAGCUGCUGGGAGAGUCCCUGUCUCUGAUUGGGCAUCGGCUACAGGAAACAGAGGGGAUGGUGGCAGUGUCCGGGAGUCUGUCUGUACUUCUGGACUCCAUCUUGUGUGCGCUGGGACCGCUGACCUGUCUCACAGCACAGAUACCACAGUUAAACGGAUGUCCUCGAAUCGUCCUGUCGAAUACGUUGGACAACAUUGCCUACAUCAUGCCUGGGCUGUGAGGAGGAUAAUCAAAGUGAAGUGAUGCAUCAGAAAUCUACAGAUUUGACUGGAGGCGUCCUUUACAGGAGUGACUCUCGGACUUUAAUUUAAGCCACUCGCUUAGCAUCUGAAAAGUUGGAUAUUUCUACCGUCAACAUGUUUUUAAAGUGUAUUUUUUUAAAAACCUUGUUCUCUUAAUUUUUCUAAUUGUUAUUUUUAAAUGAAACAUUUUACUGAACAUGUUCAUCUUUCUUGGCAUGUCAGCUUAGUCGUAUUGUUACUGUACAGUGUGCUGUUAUAUGAAUGAGUGUGUGCAUUUGUUAAACUGUUCGGUGGGUUUGACUGUUGUGUGUUCUGUAUGUCUACAUAUUUGAUUUUUUUACUGAAAUGUACAGGAACGUGUGAGUCAUUUAGUCAUCAUCACCAUAAUAUAUUUGACAGCUGCUUAGAUAUUUUACCUUGUAAAAAGUGCUGUUUUAUACAUUUGAUAUUUUACUGUGCAUUUAGAUUUGACGGCUCUGUAGAAAUGUGAUAGGAAACACCUUUAGGUCCAACCUUGUGUUAAUCAGGAGCUGUUCAUCAAAUCACUGUCAGGCAUUUAACGAAAUGGCAACAUUAAAAUUGUUCCCUAAUUCAGCCUCUGCUUUUUUUGUGAUUAGCCGGGCCGGUUCACAACUUUAUUCCAGGCUGAAAUAUUUCAAUAACCUUCUGGAUGGAUUGCCGUGAACUUUUUCACAGACAUUGAUGGUCAGAGGAUGAAUUCUAAUGACUGGUGAUCCUCUACAUUUUCAUCUUGCGGCACCAUGAGGUUGACGUUUUUGUUAUUUUGUGAAAUGUCUUAAAAACUUUUGUAUGGAUUGCUCUGGAGUUUUGUACAAAUGUCAAUUUCCCCCCUCAGGAUAAAUUGUAAACACAUUCCCAUCAGUCCCAGUCUUCUAUGUGGCUAAUUAUCA
Cottoperca gobio is the source of this 2900-nucleotide messenger RNA. RefSeq names its product HMG box domain containing 4a (gene hmgxb4a). The record is from RefSeq and is a predicted model, not a curated record. Lineage: Eukaryota; Metazoa; Chordata; Actinopteri; Perciformes; Bovichtidae. The transcript is spliced from 13 exons. Bases 171 to 1967 code for a protein of 598 amino acids.